CCCGCGAAGUUUGAAUCCGCUGGCGGUGGAGGGCACACGGGCUGCCAGGGUCGGUUGUGUUCCACAAAACCUGGGUUCUGCAGAAGCCUAGAUUGUGGAGGAGCUCCCCGCGGAGACAAGGGGGUUGGAUUUCGCGGAGAGCAGUGCUGUGUCUCAGUGCUGCGCGCCGAGUUGCGUCGCUGAGCUCCUGAGAUGGUCAGAGAGAACGCCAGAAGGGGUUUGUUGCACCGACACGAACAGCCUGCACUUGACCCAAUCGCUGUGGCCUCCUGAGAACAGGCCGAUAUGCCCAAGAUAGUCUUGAAUGGUGUGACGGUGGAUUUCCCUUUCCAGCCUUACCAGUGCCAGCGGGAGUACAUGAGCAAGGUUCUGGAAUGUUUGCAGAAGAAAGUGAACGGCCUCUUGGAGAGCCCUACAGGCACAGGGAAGACACUCUGCCUCCUCUGCACCACGCUAGCCUGGCGGGAACAUCUCCGGGACUCUGUCUCUGCCCGCAAGAUUGCUGAGAGAGCACAAGGAGGGCUUUUUCCUGAUCUGGGCUUGCCAUCCUGGGGGAGUACCGCUGUUCCUGAUGGAGACCCCAUAGCUUGCUACACAGAUGUCCCGAAGAUCAUCUAUGCUUCCAGGACCCACUCGCAGCUCACACAGGUGAUCAGCGAGCUUCGGAACACUGCCUACCGGCCCAGGGUGUGUGUGCUGGGCUCUCGGGAACAGCUGUGCAUUCACCCAGAGGUGAAGAAGCAGGAGAGUAACCACAUGCAGAUCCACUUGUGUCGAAAGAAGGUGGCAAGUCGUUCCUGUCAUUUUUACAACAAUGUUGAAGAAAAAAGCAUGGAACAGGAGCUGGUUACCCCUAUACUGGACAUUGAGGACCUGGUCAAGAGAGGAAGCAAGCACAAAGUGUGCCCCUACUACCUUUCUCGGAACCUGAAGCAGCAAGCUGACCUCAUCUUUAUGCCAUACAAUUACUUGCUGGAUGCCAAGAGCCGCAAAGCACACAACAUUGACCUGAAGGGGACUGUCGUGAUUUUUGAUGAAGCUCACAACGUGGAGAAGAUGUGUGAGGAGUCAGCUUCCUUUGACUUGACGCCCCGGGAUGUGGCUUCAGGACUGGAUGCCAUCAACCAAGUUCUGGAGGAACAGACCAGAGUGGCCCAGCAGAGUGAACUUCAGCUGGAGUUCAGCAUGGACCCCACCAGCUCAGGACUGAACAUGCAGCUGGAGGACCUCGCAAAGCUCAAGUUGAUCCUUCUUCGCCUGGAGGGUGCCAUUGAUGCUGUCCAGCUGCCUGGAGAUGGCACUGGUGUCACCAGGCCAGGAAGCUUUAUCUUCAACCUGUUUGCCGAAGCCCAGAUAACAUUUCAAUCCCAGGCCUGCAUCCUGGAGUCAUUGGACCAGAUCAUCCAGCACUUGGCAGGGCGUGCUGGAGUGUUCACCAGUACGGCUGGGUUGCAGAAGCUCAUGGACAUCAUCCAGAUCGUGUUCAGUUUGGAUCCCGCUGAGGGCAGCCCAGGACUCUCACAGUCCUACAAGGUGCAUAUACACCCUGACACUGGACCCUGGAGGGCAGCUCAGCACUCCGAUGCCUGGAGCUCCACUGCGUCUAGAAAGCAAGGGAAGGUGCUGAGCUACUGGUGCUUCAGCCCGGGCCACAGCAUGCGGGAGCUGCUCUGCCAGGGUGUGCGUACCCUCAUCCUCACCAGUGGCACCUUGGCCCCCCUGUCCUCCUUUGCCCUGGAGAUGCAGAUCCCCUUCCCAGUUUGCUUGGAGAACCCACACGUCAUCGACCAGCACCAGCUCUGGGUGGGGGUUAUCCCCAGAGGCCCUGAUGGAACUGAGCUGAGCUCUGCAUUCGAUAAGCGGUUUUCUGAAGAGUGUCUAUCCUCCCUGGGGAAGACCCUGGGCAACAUUGCCCGCGUGGUACCUCAUGGGCUGCUGGUCUUCUUCCCUUCCUACCCUGUCAUGGAGAAAAGCCUGGAGUUCUGGCGGGCCCGAGACUUGGCCAGGAAGAUGGAGUCACUGAAGCCUCUGUUUGUGGAGCCCAGAAGCAAAGUCAGCUUCUCAGAGGUCAUCGAAGGGUAUUAUCAACGGGUCAACUCCCCUGGGUCCAGUGGGGCCACCUUCUUAGCAGUGUGCCGUGGCAAGGCCAGUGAGGGGCUGGACUUCUCAGACACAAAUGGCCGUGGUGUGAUUAUCACGGGUCUCCCAUACCCACCACGUAUGGACCCCCGGGUUGUCCUCAAGAUGCAGUUCCUGGAUGAGAUGAGGGGCCAGAGCCAAGCCCGAGGUCAGUUCCUCUCAGGGCAAGAAUGGUACCGGCAACAGGCAUCCAGGGCUGUGAACCAGGCCAUUGGGCGAGUCAUCAGGCACUGCCAUGACUAUGGGGCCAUCUUCCUGUGUGACCACAGGUUCGCCAAUGCAGAUGCCAAAGCCCAGCUGCCCUCGUGGGUGCGCCCCUACCUCAAGGUGUAUGACAACUUCGGCCAUGUUAUCCGUGAUGUAGCCCAGUUCUUCCGAAUUGCUCAGAAAACUAUGCCUGCUCCCGUCCCCAAGGCUCUGGCCCCAGGCAUGAGUGAGAGAGAAGCUGCUUCCCAGAUGGCCGCAUCCCCUGGAUCCCUCCUGUCCACCAGAAAAGCCACAAGUCUAGAUGUACAUGUGCCCAGCCUGAGGCGGGAGCCAGGACGGCUGGCUGCGGAGGACCCCGAGCACAACUUGUGUGUGGAGUAUGAGCAGGCGGUGGGCCCUGCACGGCCAAGGCCUGUGGGGCUGCUGGCUGCCCUGGAGCACAGCGAGCAGAAGACCGGUGUACCCGAGGAUGAGGCCCACUCUGGGAAGAAGGCACUUGGUUAUUCUACUCUGUCCCUUCAGUGUGAGAAGAGACUGGCUGACGAGCAGAGAGGAGGAAGGAAGAAGGUCAGGCUGGUCACCCGCCGGGAGGAGACAGUAGCUGGUACACAAGAAGAACGAGCGAAGCUGUUCAUGGUGGCUGUGAAGCAGACACUGAGCCAAGCCAGUUUUGAUACUUUUACCCAGGCCCUAAAGGUCUACAAGAGUUCCGAUGACUUCAAGGCACUGGUGGCCUGCCUGAGCUGCCUCUUUGGUGACGACCCCAAGAAGCACACUCUGUUCCAAGGCUUCUACCAGUUUGUGCGGCCACACCACAAACAGCAGUUUGAGGACAUCUGCAUUCAGCUCACUGGUCAAGGCUGCAGCAGCCAGGCAGAGCCUGGCCUUCCUCACAGGCAGCAGGCAGUGCCAGCCCUGGACCCCAGUGGCCCUCAGGAGCAUGUUUCUUCAGGAAAGAGGGAUUCUGAGCCCAAGCUGACCCAGUCCAAGGAGGUGGCCAGGCAGCUCGAUCCUGCAGUGCACCUGAACCAGGGUGGGCCUCACCUGUCCACCAGGCCACCUCCCACAGGAUGCACCCCCAGCCAUCCAGAAGUGCGAUCCAGAGUAGACAAGCACGGCCAGUCUGCCGUGAGUGCCUACCUGGCAGACGUCCGCAAGGCCCUGGGGUCUGCAGGCUACAGCCAGCUCUUGGCAGCACUGAAGGCAUACAAACAGGAUGACAACCUCAACCAGGUGUUAGCUGUGUUGGCUGCACUGACCACUGCAAGGCCCGAGGACCUACCCUUGUUGCAAAGAUUCAGCAUGUUCAUACGUCCCCACCACAAGCAGUGCUUCCUGAAGACCUGUGCAGACCUGAUAGGCCUGCCUGCCUCAGACAAAGAACCCCUGGGCCCCCAGGAGAGCCCCACCAGGCCUCUGGAGCUCGCCAGUGCAGCUCAACCAGGCCCCUCACAGUCACAGAGGACCAGAAAGACGCAGAGCACGAUCUUCUCCUUCCUCAAACAGAUUCCAGAAGAGCAUGAGGAGCCUAGCUUGCCCCCUGGGCUUCCUGUCCAUGCAGGCUUCUUGUGCCCAGGCUGCAGGGCAGAGAACACAGUGACCUUCCAGUGCCCCUCCUGUGACUUGCACCGCUGCCAGGCCUGCUGGCAACAGUACCUCCAGCAGUCUAGGACCUGUCCAGCCUGCUUUGCUGCCAUCAGGAAGCAGAGCCUCACACAGGUCUUCUGGCCGCAGCUCCAGUGAGCAUCCCCUGAGACUCCAGGCCCUGAGCAUGGCUCCACACCGGCCUGUCCAGCCCUGUUGUGAGCCAUGAGCCUCCUUCCACAUCCCAGCUGGGAGGCUAGUCUGGUUCUGACAGGCCCAUUGCUGGCUUCAGAAGGUGGGAGCCAUGAUGGAACUUAAGGCUGCCCCAGAGAAACCCCGAAGCCUGGGUGGGUCACCUAGAUGUCUUUCCAGAGAUUGCCCUCUUGCUGGAUUGUGAAAGCUGUUUGAUCUGUGUGCCUGCUCCCUUAAAGGCAGGAUAUAAUAAAAACUGGCAGUA
Molecule: messenger RNA, 4387 nt
Organism: Octodon degus (degu)
Lineage: Eukaryota; Metazoa; Chordata; Mammalia; Rodentia; Octodontidae
Gene: Rtel1
Product: regulator of telomere elongation helicase 1
Exons: 36
Coding region: 286-4089 (1267 amino acids)
Biological process (GO): telomeric loop disassembly; negative regulation of DNA recombination; regulation of double-strand break repair via homologous recombination
Cellular component (GO): nucleus
Molecular function (GO): DNA binding; hydrolase activity, acting on acid anhydrides, in phosphorus-containing anhydrides; DNA helicase activity
Source: RefSeq, a predicted model, not a curated record